AUUCGUGCUGGCAUAUUGGUGAUCGAUAGUUUGAAAUAGUUAUAGAGCUAAAUAUAUAUAAAUGCUAGGUCCGUUGUGGAUUAUUUAAAUAACAUGUCAGUUAUUUCAAUAACGCGUUACAUAUUGUGUUCUACAAGAGACGGAUUUAGAUAAUAAACUUCUUAAAUGGAAUUACAGUUCUGUUGAUUUGUCGUUCUUUUCAUGUAAGUGACGUAAAAGAUAUAAACUAUAAAAGGCGUGAAGGAUAAAAAACAAAGUGGAAUUUUACGCAUGAAUGGAAUCUAUCUGUAAUAUAUUAUCUAUACGUUAUGUAUAAAGGACCUAUAAUGACAUUCUUUACUAAACAGGCCAUUUAUUAUUAUAAUAAAUCUCGCCCUGUACUAAAGGGAUUGUAGUUAGGUAGUCUCUCAUUAUAGGUGUCCACUCGAGCGUGCCACCUUCUAUUCGCUUAUUUAGAAAAGUUGAUAUAUAUUUCACCACUGUAAGAUUUUGGCCGGUUUAAUUUAUCUGACAUUUGGAAAAUAAAGUCUACGACACCUGUCUUGGAUUAUAGCAUUUUUAUUCUUUCACGAGCAUUGUCGGUCAUUUUUGACAGAUCGUAAUCGAUCAUGUACUAUUGAACUGUUGGAAUAAACCGAAUUUAAGUGUAGGUUCGCACUGGAACUGGAAUUAUUUAAUUUUUUAAUUGCACCUGCGGUAUAAAUGAACACGGAUUUUGAUAUAAAAAUAGAUAUAAGUGAUUACGUUAGACAUUAGCAAAACAAUAAUAAAAAAUAAACUGACAAAAAAUAUUUGUGUUAUGUAAAUGCCAGUGAAGAUUGGACAUUAGUAUACGAAUGACAGAGGGACGUUUUUUUGCGCUGACACUUGGGUGGGGGAAACUUAAUGACUAAUAGGUGUACCGUUUGUAAACAGAGGCCAAAAUAGUGAAAGUGUGUGUCUUUAAAGUCCGCACCUUACUUGAAUUGCGGCGCGUUCAAAUACCAAAGAAGUGAAAAGUUGUAAUUUAUUUGAUAAAAGUAUCUGUAAUUAAAAUCAUUGAGGUUUCACGCCGUACUGAGCCCGUCAAUUGCUACUUUAAAGUGAAAGCCAUUCUUUAAAUUGAAGGAUUAUUGCGUACACUUUAUGACUGGAUUUUUGUGUGUUUCUAAUGUAAUCUAAGUGAAAGGAAUUUAAAUCUUAUGAUGGAAUAACAACUAUUAUUGAAGCAAAAAUGGAUCCGAAUCUUUAUCAAAAUCAAAACCUGGCGGGAUCCAUGAACUUUCAAAGUUCUGACCCCCUUAAUAUGUCUGGUAACCUUGGUAAUCUACAGAGUUAUACGCCGGAACAGUUAAUUCAACUACAGCAGAUCAGUCAACAGCAAAUACAACAGUUACAAGCCCAGCUGGCCAAGGUCCAGCUAGCCGGUUCCACAGUUGCCUCGAACCCAUAUGCAAACACUUUUGCCGCUGUUUCACCUACAUCGCCAGUUGGAAUUAAUACGGGACCAUUGUAUGCACCUAAUGCUCAGAGUUCACCAGUUAUCAAUCCUAAUUUUAUACCGGCAUUUCCGGUUGGGAAUUCAAAUCCAGCAAUGUCACCAGGAGGCGGACCGAUUCCACUUAACGCUUCUAUGAACAUAUCUUUAAAUGGCCAAAUGCCAAAUAUUUCACAAACAAACAUGAACACUUCAAGUUAUAAUCAAAUGACUUAUCCUAAUACCUCUAUAGGGAUUAAUGGUCAGUUAUCUAACCAGAUUCAGGUCCAAGUGCCAAAACCGUCAGAACAAUUACAGGGUCAAGCACGUUUCGUUUCCGCUCCGAAUAGCCUGCAUCUUCAACAAAUUAAUCAACCGCGUAGUUUAUCCAGUAGCAGUUACAGUUCAUCGGCACCAUCAACACCACAAGAUUCCCCAGCUGUGUCGAAAAAGGAACAGCAAUCUAUUGCUACUGCUAACGACGUGCCGAUCUUUAUGCAACGGCCACGGCAACAGAUAACCUCUCCUCCAUCAGCGCGUCCCCCGCCAGCGACAGCAUCUGACCGAAGUAGUACCUCUUCUUCCAUCCCAGGCUCUCCAUCGAGCUCGGGGAAUCCACCGUUUUCUCCAGAUGGAAGCUUAUCCGACUCUUUUGGACCAAUCUCUCCUGAAGGCACACCUAAGAAAGGUAUAAAUGGUGAAACAAAGCUCGGUAGCCAAAUAAAGAAUAAGCCGCUACAUAUGGAAACUAGGUAUCCGCAGGACAAAUGUUAUCAUUGUAUGAAAAAAGUUUACCCGAUGGAAAAAUUAGGACCGGUAAGAGGGGUGGUGUUCCAUAAAAUAUGUUUCAAAUGUAGCACGUGUAAUACUACUCUAAAUAUGAAAAACUUUUCUCAUAAUCAAAGUGAUUCAUUCGAUAAAUCUGUUUACUGUAAGUCACAUCAGCCGGUCUCAACACAUGCAGGCCCUAAACUUGAUACAAACAGUUUUGAAAUAAAAUCUGCUCUCAAAGCACCAAAAACGGGAGGAGUUACUCCGGAAUCAGAACGGGUACCGAUACAUAAAUACAGCUAUGACGUAACUAGCAGAGAAAUAGAGCACGCGCGGAAGGUUCCAGUAGCAGACCUUCAGUCAGGAGUAAAGGCCAGAAACCAUGCAUGGAGUAAGUCUAAAAGGGAGAAUUACAAUAAUUUACCAACAAAUAUUGUUAAACAUGACGAACAAGUUCCCGAAUAUGACGAGGAAGGAUAUCGUAGGCAUGUUGUAGAAACACAACCUGACUAUUAACAUAGAUAAAUUUACAUGAAAUCACAUUUUCAUGUUAUUCACGUGGUUGAAACAUAAAUCUCUGCCAAAUAAAGCUAUCAAUAUAGUUAUAUAUUUUUGAAGAAUGUUUGUCAACAGACAGAAAAGCAAUAUGUUAAGUGUUGAUAAAAUCUGGGACUAAAGAUAAUAGUAUUUAAGUCCCAGAUAAAAUGCCUUGGAAACCGCGAUACAGGAAUAUUAUCGCACACUUUUGAAAAAAGAUAGAGAAGAUUUUUAAUGUAUCUAUGCAGAGUGAUGCAAAUACAUGAAUAUCCAAGACAGCUGAGUAUACCAAGCAAUGUUCAUAUGCAGAUUUAGAUUAAAAGAUGUUAGUAACGUUUUAGAUAAGAACAUCGCAUGAACUGUUAUAUGUCUAAAUAUGUGUCCCAUAUGUAUUACUGUAAGAACUCUGUUACUCUAGUAAUAUCACAUAACAUUUUACCUGUUAUAUAGGACGAUCAACAGUCACAGUUAGUUAUAUUCUAUAAUAUUCAACGAUUUAUGGCAUACAUGUACGAUAGAAUUAUAUUAUCAAUAAUACGUAUUUAUAUGUAUAUCUGUAUAAAUACACAUUACAUGUCAUUUAUCUUUCUUAAAUAUCUGGAUCUAGCACAACAAAUGCCAUUCAGCAUUUUGAACAUUAAUGUAUUUUUUCCUAAUUCAGUUUCUAGUUUCAUUUCAAGUCUUAAAUUAAAUAAAUCUUCCAAACUUUGGUAAUAUCAUAACAGUGGUCCUAUUUUAAGCCGUGUAUUUAUUUUUCGGAUUUUGUUUUUCCUUUAGACGGUCUCCUUUUUGUCCAUUGCUUUAUUGAAAAUGGUGAAUAGAAACUGGCUUUAAAUUCAAUUUUUCUUAAUUCUUUUUGAAUUGUUCAUAUACAACUGUUUGUUCAAUUAACUUAAAGACGGAAAAGUAAAUAUUAUAUUAAUGUACUAUUGCUGUUAUUUGAAACGUUUCUGUUUCCUAAACAAUUUUUACUUGCUUUUAAUUCAGGCUUACUAAUAUAAACAUAUUUUGAAACGUUACAUUUACAGGGCCUUUAAAUUCUUAGAAACAGCCUUGAAAAUUGUCAUAUACAGUUAUGAAUCAAUAUUUGCCAUGUCAUUUCAUUAACUAUAUAUAACUUGUACUAUUUUAAGAUAAAUUGUAUUGAAAUAUGAUUUUCAAUUCUUUUGAAUCUAAUGAAAGGUAAAAAAAACUCCAGUGUUCAUGCUUAGUUGAACGAAUUUAAGGCCACUAUAAGAACAAAACAGAUAAAUGUCACAAACUUAGGUAUAUAGUGAGAUUGUACAAAAGUAUGCGAUAUGUUAUACCAUUGUGUAUUUGUUUGAAAUCGAUAUUUUUUCAUGCAAUGCAGACAUUCAAUACCCCCCUUUUUUAAGAAGCAAUAUUAUAGCUUUUAAUUGUGUGAAAUUAUUCAGAUAUCAAACUACUCUUGUAUUUGUUUUGUAUAAAUGUAUUCAAUAGUAGAUAAUAUGUUAAGUAUGUUAUUAAGUGUACCGAUUUACAAGACCUAAAUCUUUAAAAUAGUCAUGAAUAAGAAAUAAAUAAAUAAAAAACCAACCAAACAAGUGCCAAAAAUGUACAGUUUAAAGUAUAUCUUGAUAGUAUAUCGUAGAAAUGUGGGUUCAGAUUGUUCUACUGAUUAUAAUGGUAUAGUAAUACAUUUGUAAUAUGUAUGUAAUAGUAAUGGUAUACAUAAAUAGUCUACAGGGUUUAACAGGUUACAGGUGAAUGUUGGGAUUUUUGUAAGAUUAUUGAAUUCCUUUAUUUAAAGCUGAAUUUGUUUGUCUAAUAUUGCUAUUAAUAUAACUAGUUAUAACACACACCUCAAUGCGUAAACUUUUGUUACCGAAUUUAUAUAGAAAAUUCCAAAUUUGCGUUUAGCGUAAAAUACGUGAAUAACAUGCAGAAUUGUGUUUUUAUUAUAAUGUAUGUAACCAUAUUUAUGUUGUUAAAAAUGUGACAUGUAUUAAUUGUUUGUGGUAUUUUAAGGCAAGGAAACAUGAGUAGACGCUCCGAUGACAAACAUAUUUUGUGUAUUUUCCUUCUAUUUUAUGUCGCGGCAGACGAUAUAUACAUUGCAUAACACGAGUGUUUUCUCUCUAAACUUUCGAUUUAAUCGGAUAUAGAUUGCUUGCUGAACUGUGUAAAUUUCAUUUCAAAUAAUGUUUUCAAACGCACAAGUCCGUGUAAAAGAUGUAGAUUAUUUCUUUAAGGUAAAUUACAUUCUCUUAAUUGAUACUAAAGUUGGUGUAACGCAAGGCGGUACGAUUGUUCGCAGCAUUUUAGACGCUUGUUACUGGCGACCUUUACUGACCGCUUUAAUUUGCACUUUUAGUUUAGAGAUACAAUGCUUACCUUAGCAAUAAUCUUCAUCCGGGAAAUAUUUUAUUUACUACGACCCAAUUAUUCAAGAAUUAAAAUAAAAAGAAGGUAUCUUACAAAAUAAAGUAUGGAGGACCGUUGCCACCAAAACUUGUUAAAAAUCACAUAACUCAUCAGAAAUGAAAACUAUUUUUAUUCUCUGAAGAAAAUGCAAGUAUGUGGAUUUUAUGAUUUUUAAUGUUUGAAUACUUGAUUUAGAACAUGUUACAUUAUGGUCACGUGGAGCUAGAAUGCCUUGUUGAACGGGCCACGAAGUAGCAAAAAAUAGAGUGGCACUUUGUCUUCCAUACAAAAAUUAAAUCGCUACAACUUUAUUUACUUUUGACCUGAAAGCAAAAACGGAUUCAGGGUUUUACGGUUGAUGAGUACUAUUUUGGAAACUGUAAAAGAACACCAAAAAUAAAUAUGUUCUGAGAUAUAAAAAUGAUAGCAUUCUUUAUUUAGUAGACCUUAAAUAAAUCUAUUGACGAUAAGAUCUAUUAGAAAGUAUAUAUUAAUUUAUGAUCAUGAUAAUUCAGCAGUUAACACUUUUUUAUUUUAAAAAAUCAUUCACUUUAUCUAACCAUCUAAGCAAUGACCUUUUAACCACCUAAAAGUAAACAUUAAGCUUAACAUUGAUAUAAAAGUUAGCAUGAUGUAGGAAAGAGGUCACUGAAUUGCAGAAGUAAGCACAUUUUCAAAAUGAAUUUACAACCGAAUAUGUAACUUAUCUUUUUACUGUAUAUGCGUACCUCACAUAAUGUACAAUACUUAAAACUUUUGUAUGUGAUCUUUACUGGAGACGUGAAUACAUAUUUACAUAUAUAACAUAGUUUGUGUGUUUAGAGGUUUGAACAUAAAACUGAUCUAUUUAUAUCAUUUGUUAUAAGGCCCCUUAGAAAUGCUUUCAUUUUAUAGCUCAAAAGCUUUUUUAUUUUGAUAAACUUUUAUAGUUUCCAAAAGCUUACUGAUUGGCCAUCUUUUUCAUCUGUUUCUUUUUUGGCAUUAAGUACAGUUAUAUAAAUGUAUAUUGAAUUAGUAUUUUACAUGAAAGUCAAAAAUACUAUUUUGUUUACAUUUUGCUACUUUUAUGACAAAUUAUUUCAUAUUUAUCGCUACUUUUUUCAAGUAAAAAAGCCUUUACCAUUCUCCAAAACCAUUAUUUAAACAUUACAAAAUUCAUGCUUGACCUUUCUAAAGAAGUAAAAAUUUAUUUGUUUCUGAGGAAUAAAGUGCCUUUAAGAAGGAACUGUGUAAAGAAAACACAUGAACUAUAGUUCAGAGAUAUGUCCCGCGAAUGAUUGAUAAAUGUAUGUUUUCACAGCAUCAUGCCAACACAUAUGUUAUAGCUUACACUAUAUGCCAUAUAGAUUCUACAUGUUAUAUAUCAUAUGUAUAUUUAGUACACUUUUUGAUAUAGAUGUUUUGUAUGUUGAGCAAAAUUAAUAUGUUUUAUGUUUAAUUUUCCCUAGUAAUGAUGAUAUUUUACCAGACUUUUUACACGGCGUUCAUCACUUAAAUAUUUCUGCAUUUUAAACACUUAAAUUAAUGAAAACAUUUUGAUAAGCGUGAAAAAAAAGAGAUUUGAGUUUCGUCAGUCAUGUAUAAACCUGUGAUAUGGAUUGUGCUUUUAUAUUGUAUUCUUUAGUGUAAGAAAUAUAUACAUGUAUUGUAUUUAUGCCUUGAAUUGUUAUCACUCGGGAUUACCUGGCGAUAUUAACAUAAAUGUUUGUUUUAAUACUCAUAGAUUCCAAUAACCAAAGAAUUUGUUUGUAUAUUUUGUUUGAUAUAUAGUUUCAAAUGUUAAGAGUACUUAUGCUGGAAAGGACAAGAGUUUGUCCCAGUCUGCAAUGUAUUUUAGAAAUGGGAAAUAAUGUUUUUGUUUUCGGGUAAUAUAAAUAUAUAAGAACUGUGAUUGAUGUUGAAAUGUCAGAUAGACUGAUAAUUUGAUGUUGCUUUUAGAACACCAAUGUCAAUAGUGUUAAUUACUCCCGCAAUGUUAUCUUGAUAAAACUGUUUUCCAGUGAAACAUUAACGAUCAACCUGUUGCAAAAUUUGUCCAACUGAACUGACAUAGCUUUGAAUUCGGAAUAGUCCGUUUAAAUUUUUAAGGGUUUUCAAAAUACAAAAAACUUGACCUGGCUCUAUAAUGGUCUUAUAAGCUAAAAACUGUCGGUUCCGUUAAUGUUUAUCUUGCUUUUUGAAACAACCCCUCAGUUUGUUUAUAAUUUUAAUUAUAAUAUCAAUUUUUUACUAUUAAAUUUUAUGAGUUGUAGAUCUACAGUUUCUUAAAUAUGAGAAGCUUAGACUUCACGUUUAAACUACGUUUAAGUCUAACAACAACAACAACAACAACUGAUAGAAAUAGUUGAUAUGCUCUAUAAAUGUCACAAUCGUAACUUUUCGGCCCUUUCCGUCAGUCUUCGGAUAAGGUUUCUGUUUACAUCUGAAACUACUUUCUUGUUUCCGAGGUUAUUAUAGAUAAUAGCCGAGGAUGUUCCGAUUGUAAAUGUCGUAUAUAAGAAUUAUCAAAAAAAGCUGAAUGCUCGGUUCGCUGUAAAAAAAAUAGAAAUAAACCGUUUAAUAGUAAUGAGCUAAGGUUUAUCCAAAAUAUGUAGGGGAUGUUUCAAUACACUUAUUUUGUGUCAAAAAACAUGUUAUUUCUUAUACAUGUACUCACAGUAGUUUGAUAUUUAUAAUAUUUAUAAUGAUUUUAUGAUAUUAUUGUUACAAUAUGUUAUUGUUAUGCACAACCUUAUAUAAACUUGUUACCUAUGUCAUAA
This is a messenger RNA of Ruditapes philippinarum (Manila clam), 7908 nucleotides long. RefSeq names its product mediator of RNA polymerase II transcription subunit 15-like. The record is from RefSeq and is a predicted model, not a curated record. The coding region runs from base 1214 to 2743 and encodes 509 amino acids. Gene Ontology annotation, cellular component: plasma membrane; actin cytoskeleton. Lineage: Eukaryota; Metazoa; Mollusca; Bivalvia; Venerida; Veneridae. Gene Ontology annotation, molecular function: actin filament binding. Gene Ontology annotation, biological process: actin filament bundle assembly. The transcript has a single exon.